AUGGCCGACAUCAUAGCGGAUACCAUCAACGACACCGCUGCUCAACAGCUCAUGAACACAUUCCUCUUUCCCAAAACCCCAGAAAUCCAUAACCCAGCCCCGACCCGGCUCCAGUUCUACCACAACGACUACCUCAUUGCCGACCUCACCUCCGCUCUCGAACUAACAGCCUGCGCCUAG
Molecule: messenger RNA, 180 nt
Organism: Recurvomyces mirabilis
Lineage: Eukaryota; Fungi; Ascomycota; Dothideomycetes; Mycosphaerellales; Teratosphaeriaceae
Exons: 1
Coding region: 1-180 (59 amino acids)
Source: RefSeq, a predicted model, not a curated record